Messenger RNA from Cyphellophora europaea CBS 101466, 1113 nucleotides. RefSeq lists its product as uncharacterized. Lineage: Eukaryota; Fungi; Ascomycota; Eurotiomycetes; Chaetothyriales; Cyphellophoraceae. The record is from RefSeq and is a predicted model, not a curated record. The transcript has a single exon. The coding region runs from base 1 to 1113 and encodes 370 amino acids.
AUGGUCGAGCUCAUACAUCCUCCUGACCCUCAAGGACUCCUACCGCCUCUGCUGGCCUGUCUACCGACGGCGUUCGCCUCGACAAGGCCACCUCCUGCUCUACUACCGCUUUUGUCACCCAUCCUACGGCAACGAGUACAACUCAUAUCGGACCCUCACGAUAACUGGCUUAGACUCUUAUGUUGGGAUCGCACCAAGUCGGAGACGCUGAAAGAACAGGUGGAAAAUGCCACUUUCGAACCUCACCCAGUGUCGGGUGAAAUCGAGGUUGGUGACGUAGAGCCGAUUACAUACAAGCGUGAGGACGAAGAGACAUUACGAGCCCAAAUGCAACUGGCCGAAUGGCCGUUUGCGCCGAUAUUCGUCUGGUGUUCCGGUGGGGAAGAUGCUAGUGGCUGGAAGCUGGCCGAACUGCUUCCUGCACCCAUAAUCGAUGACUCGUGGUCUCCAUCUAUUCAACAGGCGAACGACACAUCAUCAACCAGGAUCGUGAACGAGGCGCUUCGAGCAGCCGACACCGGGCUUGCCGGGCCUGGCUCCAAUCUGUCCGUGCCAAAGAACGACGAGGAUGAUUAUUGGGCACAGUAUGACCAGACUCCGGAUGGCCGGACCCCAGCCAGGAAGUCGUCAGUGCAGCCAGGUGCGGCAGGUCCUUCAGAAGAUGAUUACUACGCGCGAUACGCCAAUGUCCAGCCUGCUAUGGACAACCAUGAUCCGGACGAGGAAAUGCAGAACGGCACCGAGUCUACCCUGAACGGGCACGCCCUGGCACAGAUCCAAAGCGCCAGCGUGCACACUGAACAAACUACCAGCCCACCUCCAUAUCAAGAUCAGGAUCCCAUGGAUACGGGCGAUGCGGAUGAGAAAGAUGUUGAGGUUAGGCAGCCGGUGCCCACCUCACCUUCUUCUAGAGGAGGUUCUGACGCGAUUGCCCGCCUGGAAGACACAGCAGAGAGGUACAACGCGUCUGACAUUGGCAUCCGACAGCAUAUUGGAACCACGAUGAAAAGUUUGUAUCGCCUGGCGAAAAGCACUGGCAUGGAUCGCGAGGAGUUUGACCGACUUGUGAAUCGCGAACUGGAGACGUUGAGCAUCUUGGAUCGCAACGAGUGA